AUGCAGGUGUCACAGUACUUCGGUAUCGCUGCAGUCGUCGUCCUCUUCGUUUAUAUCAUCGCCAAGAUAUUUCAAGGAAAAGAAAAGAAGCGAUCUGCAAGGCCUGGAACGGUAGUUCUACACCAGUUUCCUCCUUCCGAGCUCUGUGUUUCGGGUUCUCCGCCAUGUUUGAAGUUGGAAACUUUCCUCCGCAUGACAAAGAUCCCGUACGAAAAUGAAUACAGUUUUAAAUUCUCCAAAAAAGGCAAAAUGCCGUGGAUUGAGUUCAACGGGCGCGACACAGCAGACUCUAAUUUUUGUAUUCGGUUCCUGACGAAAGAGUUCAAAAUUGACAUCGAUUCUCACUUGAAUUCCGAUGAAAAAGCUAUCGCGCACUCUGUUCGAACUAUGUUGGAGGAAAAUACCUACUGGUGAGUGAAUAUUUAGCCAUCACUAUGUAUAGCUAUUUUAUUUCGUGCGUAAUAACAAGUGUAUUCUAAAAAGUAUUCACGUAAUGAUACGCUUCGUCGGUUCGCAGAUGCCACUUUAUUGCUGUCGCGUCAGAUCAAGUUUAAUCUUUUCAUCAUUCAGUUCAAGGUCUUUAUUAAUAAACUGUGUGUGACUUUUUCGAAAACUAACCUGGUCAUUCUCAAUAACAAUAUUGCUCGAGGUUUUUUCUCCAGCCCGCACUAGUACGGCUUUAGCUAUUGUGUGACUAUGUACGGCUGAGGGACAAACAAACGAUCUUUCUUCGAACAUUUUCUGCUUUAUUUACAGGGCCCUUGUGCACUAUCGAUUCUUUACUCCCAGCUAUGCUGAGAAAGAUCGCGAGAUAUUGUUUGGUCAUCUUAUCAUGCCGAUCAAGUAUCUUUUAUACUAUAUGAUCCAGCGAAGGGUCAAGAAGGAUUUAUGGUCGCACGGAAUGGGUCGACACUCGGAGCAGGAGCUCUAUGAAAUAGCGGAAAGGGAUCUUCUUGCUGUGUCAGAAAUUUUGGGGCAGAAGAAGUUCCUGUUUGGUGAAAAGCCUUGCCUUGCUGACGCUGCAGUAUUCGCUUUUGUCUGUGGAGCAACCUGGGAUUGUCCACAAAGUCCUUUUGCCGAGCUUACGGCCAAGACGAAAGCUCAGAAUCUUCAGAGACACGCUCAGCGAAUGAAGGAGCUGUAUUUUCCAGACUGGGAUGAUAUCAUUUCCAAUAAACCUAAGUCUGCCUAAAGCUAGAAGUUUCCGUAAUCUCACGACCUUCUUAGUUACGUUUAUGAUACAUUCUUAUGCCUUCUUCGCUUUGUUUUUCUGUUUUCGAUACCGUACAGAAACAAUAUUGAGAGUAAUCUUGAAUACUUACCUACUACUGCAUUCGUCUCUUUUUGCAUUCAUUCUUACAUUUCUAAGUUCCAAUCCAUUACCUAAGAGUUUCGAAAGAGUCUCUAUGAGCAGCAGUUUCAAUUAAUGCCGAUUUCUGGAGGUUUAAACCAGCUUGCAAGUUGUGACGAUAGGUUUUUUCGAACUUACUGGACUUUUGCGGGGAACGCAACAAUAACGUGGGAAAAGAGCUCAGUAGAGACCACUUGGUAGCGAGAACGGAAACUCGUCACGAUUUCCUGCUACACGGCGACCUCCUUCAAGUGAGCUUGCUACGAACGUCAAGGAUCAGACAGCGUUUGGUUCCACAGUAAUUUUAUUUUAGUUCAUACCGACAUUUGACAUCACCUUUAGCAAACUCAAUUCUGUAAUCGAAAAAGCUUACUUGCUUAUGUAUCAGCGGGUGCGAGGUUCUAUUAUCACACAAAGUGCAAUAUUUGAAUAAGGUUACAAUUAAGUGGAAAAAGUAUCUUUGUAGUUAAGCGAUUUUAUUUAAAUAUUCUAUCUGUUCGGAAAGAAUUUCAAAAGUAAGAGAGCGGAUACAAUAGACUCUACGCCAUUUAACUGAAAGAGAACAAACUUACGUCAAAAUUCACAGCUCAGAAGUUAAAACACCCAUCCUAGUUGCGGAUGAGCAGCUUAGGAAACAAAAGUGAGCAGUAAUAAUAAUUUCUGCUCAUCAAUGCGAUGUUGGUGUUGAGUUCGGAAAAUAAUUCUGCAUGAAAGGAAUGCGAACUUACGUCCACAAACUCCACUAACAACUUCCAUAAGAACCAAUUUUCAGAAAGAUCAUUAGCACUUAUAUUUAUAUUAUAGUGACAUGAUCAGGUACUGUCUUAGUUGCGUGAUGAUAGCGUGAAGUGUAACGAAUUCGCUCCUUUCGUUACUUCAUGUUCUUUCACGGUAUUAAAAAGUCCAUAUCUAGUGUCUCCACUGAAGAAG
Molecule: messenger RNA, 2281 nt
Organism: Pocillopora meandrina
Lineage: Eukaryota; Metazoa; Cnidaria; Anthozoa; Scleractinia; Pocilloporidae
Source: the annotation of a GenBank genome assembly